This is a messenger RNA of Clupea harengus (Atlantic herring), 1698 nucleotides long. Its product is annotated as serine/threonine-protein kinase N1-like. Lineage: Eukaryota; Metazoa; Chordata; Actinopteri; Clupeiformes; Clupeidae. Gene Ontology annotation, molecular function: small GTPase binding; protein serine/threonine kinase activity; ATP binding. The coding region runs from base 30 to 1544 and encodes 504 amino acids. The record is from RefSeq and is a predicted model, not a curated record. Gene Ontology annotation, biological process: peptidyl-serine phosphorylation; intracellular signal transduction. The transcript has 14 exons.
GUGUGUGUGUGUGUGUGUAGUCCAGGGAGAUGGAGAUAGCCGUGUACUGGAAAGACUACCGCUCCCUCUGUGCACUGAAGUUCCUGAAGCUGGAGGACUUCCUGGACAACCAGAAACACAGAGUUCAGCUGGAGCUGGAACCCCAGGGACUACUGCUGGCAGAGGUGACCUUCUUUAACCCUGUGAUUGAGCGAGCUCCUCGUUUGAAGAGACAGAAGAAGGUCUUCUCCAAACAGCAAGGUAAAGCGUUCUUGCGAGCGCGACAGAUGAAUGUGGACAUCGGGACCUGGGUUCGUCUGCUAAGGAAUGCCAUCCCCACAGUAAACAGCACCGGAACAUACAGCCCCAACGCACACGCACUGUCUUCUGGAGAGAUCUCCGUGGAGAAGCUGAGUCUGGACAGUGACUCUCCGCUGAGGUUUGAGUUCAGGAGAGACGUGGUGGACACUCCGGAGCGUUUGUCCGACUCUUUCUCUACUCCGGACGUCACUCCAGAGCGCCCCAACAGAACGCUGUCCCAGAGUAAACAAAGGAAGGCUCCCUUGUCUCUUGAAGACUUCAGACUCAUCGCUGUCCUUGGGAGGGGACACUUUGGGAAGGUGUUGCUAGGAGAGUACAAGAAGUCCGGCACAAUGUAUGCCAUCAAGGCCCUGAAGAAGGGAGACAUCUUAACCAGAGACGAGGUGGACAGCCUGAUGUGUGAGAAGAGGAUCUUUGAGACGGUGAAUAACCUGCGCCACCCGUUCCUGGUCAACCUGUUUGCGUGUUUCCAGACGGCUGAGCACGUGUGCUUCGUCAUGGAGUACACCGCCGGGGGGGACCUCAUGAUGCACAUACACACGGACGUGUUCACAGAGCCCCGCGCCGUGUUUUAUGCUGCCUGCGUGGUUUUAGGCUUGCAGUUUCUCCACGAUCAUAAGAUUGUGUAUCGAGAUCUGAAGCUGGACAACCUUCUACUCGACACGGAUGGCUACGUCAAGAUUGCAGACUUCGGCCUCUGCAAAGAGGGGAUGGGCUUCGGAGACCGCACCAGCACGUUCUGUGGGACUCCUGAGUUCCUGGCCCCUGAGGUGCUGACGGACACGUCCUACACGCGUGCAGUGGACUGGUGGGGCCUAGGCGUCCUCAUCUACGAGAUGCUCGUGGGAGAGUCCCCGUUCCCUGGUGAUGAUGAGGAGGAGGUGUUUGACAGCAUAGUGAACGAUGAAGUCCGUUACCCACGAUUCCUCUCCAGCGAAGCCAUCGGCAUCAUGAGACGGUUGCUGCGUAGAAACCCAGACCGUCGCCUGGGCUCCAGUGAGAAAGACGCAGAGGACGUGAAGAAGCAGCCUUUCUUCAGGAACAUCGACUGGGAGGCGCUGCUGCUGCGGAAGGUCCCUCCUCCGUUCCUGCCGUGCAUCGUGGGUAAGGAGGACGUCAGUAACUUUGACGAGGAGUUCACCUCCGAGGCCCCCGCCCUCACCCCGCCCAGAGAGCCGCGCUCCCUCUCCCGCAAGGACCAGGACUGCUUCAAGGACUUCGACUACGUCUCCGACCUCUGCUAGGACGCCUAGCAACAGACUCCAGGACAGCUUCAAGGACUUCGACUACGUCUCCGACCUCUGCUAGGACGCCUAGCAACAGACUCCAGGACAGCUUCAAGGACUUCGACUACGUCUCCGACCUCUGCUAGGACGCCUAGCAACAGACUCCAGGACA